GCAACGGGGCAAUGCAACCAUAGCAAGCGUCGACCUUAUUUUUCGUAUUUUGCAGGCAUGGUCGGUGCUGUCUGCCCAGACAUAAAUAUAAACAUCAAAUAACCGAAUACAAUAUUUAUAAUUUAAUAAUACAUUUAAAAUAUGAAAAAUAACAAAAGACUACAACGGAAAUACUUCCGUUUUACUUCCGCAUGUGCGCAUUGGCAGAUUGAGAGUGUCCACAAUGAAGGUUAUUACCUGGAAUAUAAACGGUAUCAGGACUUUCAGAAGCGGCAUAAAAAGGGCCCUUGACUCACUAGAUGCAGAUAUUAUCUGUGUUCAGGAGACCAAAGUGACAAGAGACCUGCUGGAUGAAAGGACUGCUAUUGUUGACGGCUACAACUCCUAUUUCAGCUACAGUCGAGGACGCAGCGGCUACUCAGGGGUUGCCACUUACUGUAAGGACAGCGCCACUCCAUUUGCUGCUGAGGAGGGUCUCACAGGUCUGCUGACCAACCAUGAAGGUGCUGUUGGUUGCUACGGUGACCACACUGAGUUUUCAAGCGAGGAGCUGCAGCUUUUGGACAAUGAAGGACGAGCCGUUAUCACACAACACAAAGUCAUGUGUCAGGACAAAGAGCAAACUCUUACUGUAAUAAAUGUAUACUGUCCACGGGCUGACCCUGAAAAGCCGGAGCGAAAGCAGUUCAAACUACAGUUCUACAAGUUGCUUCAGUGUCGGGCUGAAGCUUUACUCAAAGAUGGGAGCCAUGUGAUUGUUUUAGGAGACGUAAAUACAUCUCAUCGGCAAAUAGACCACUGUGACCCCAGUGAUGCUGAUGAUUUUGGUGAAAACCCUGGGAGGAAAUGGCUGAAUGGCUUCUUGCAUAGCCUCACAGAAGAAGAGGACAGGGAUGAGGAGGAACGUGAUGAAGAAUCUGAGGUAACAGAUCCCGUCAACGGUGGAAAAUUUGUGGAUACUUUUCGCUAUUUCCACCCAUCUCGCACCAACGCUUUCACGUGCUGGUCAACUCUGACUGGAGCGCGGCAGACCAACUAUGGCACACGCAUUGACUACAUAUUUGCCAAUUACCAGCUGGCCAAGGAGCAGUUUGUGGCAGCAGACAUCAUGCCAGAAGUGGAGGGGUCGGACCACUGCCCUGUGUGGGGGCAGUUGAGCUGCUCUCUCCUUCCCAGUUCCAAGCCUCCCCGCCUCUGUACUCGCUAUCUGCCGGAGUUUGCUGGAAAACAGCAGAAACUCUCACACUUCCUCGUUAAAGUGGACCAAAAAUCUAUUGAAUCUGAGCAGAAGAAAGAUUUACCUGGAUCUCAAGAAGAGGAGGAAAGGAGGGAGAAUUUAAACCCACUGGGAGCUGGAAACAAUGCCAGUAAAAAGCGGUUAUUAACAUCAGACACUGUCAUCCCAAAGGGGAAAAAGACUAAGACUGCAAAUACUUCUUCAAAGCCACAGGGCAAUCUGCUUUCCUUUUUCAAACCCAAGCUCACAAAUGUCAAGCAUUGUGAAAAAGCAACAAGUGGGGAUGAAGUUACCUCAUCACACAGCGACCAAAUAUCGUCCUCCACUAAACAAGAGUCAUCAGUCUCAGAUGCCGUAGCUGCUGAUACUGAACGAGUCUUCGACACCACAGCAGAAACUGACAAAAAGAUGAAACAUUUAACCCCUCAGCCUGCCGUCGGGCACUCAGAAGCCAAGAAAGGAGCAACAUUAGGGUUUUGGAAGUCAGUGCUCCAUGGACCACCCCCACCACCCUGCUGUAAAGGCCACGGGGAACCCUGUGUACUUCGUACUGUGAAAAAGGAUGGACCAAACAUGGGCAAACAGUUUUUUGUGUGUGCCCGUCCUCAGGGACACGCCUCCAACCCAGAGGCUCGGUGUAAUUUCUUUGCGUGGGUCGACAAGGGGAAGUGACAUGUUUACUGUACGGACCACAAGUUGUUCUCUCAGUAAAACCUCUAGUUCCAACAAGUGUUAUGACAACAUUAUGCUUUCAUCUGUUUUAAGUGUUCACUAUUUGUUUUUUUUUUUUAGCUUAAUAAUAAAAGACAGUAGUUUUGUAUUAAUUUGAGUUUGAUUUUAUUUGUUCCUUAAGCUGAAACAAUUAGGCAAUAGAGUAAUUAUUCAACAGGAAAAUGAUCUGUUUUGAUAAUCAACUGUGACAAUGAUUUUACCCCAAAGUGAUAUAUGUCUUCAGGUUGCAGCUUCUAAAAUGCAGGAAUUUGCAACUUUUCUGUGUUUUUUGUAAUCAAAAAAUGAAUCACCUACAGUUUUGGGCAGUUCUUUAUACAAGCUAAACUAUCUGAAGACACUACCAAGGGUCCCGGCAAAGCCCACACUGUGAAAAAAAUUUAUUAAAAUUAAAUUAAAGUUAAAUUACAGAUUGUAGCAGAUAGUUCAAAUUUGCAUGAUAACAUAAAAAACUAAUUUGUUGUAUUAUAACAUUUGACUAUAAAGUUGCACAAUGUUUUACUGUAUUUAAAUCAUCAAAAAUACUGUUAUUUUUACAGAUAUUUUCCAUUAUUUGAAAGAAAAAUUAUGUAUUUUAGAGACUGAAAAAUGGUUAAUAGUUAUUUAAGGGUUAUUUUGCUGAUUUUCCUUGUUUUGUUAAAUUACUGAUCUAAUCUAAUGCCUAAUGAAAUCACACAUACACUUAAUGUUCACAUCAAAAAUAUGCGUUAUUACACAUAGUAAUUUGUUCUUUUACAGCGUGUAAUCAUAAAAUUCCACAAUAUAACUGUAUUUCAAUCAGGUAAAUGUAUAAUUUUACUGAUAUUUGUUUUUGAUAUAAAUUAUUUCAUUGUUUUUAAUGUAUUUUUUUAUGGCACCCUUGCUGCCUGAUUUUUUUUUUUUUUUUUAAUCGGUGUAGCAUUUCCCCCCCCCCCCCCCCCUUUUUUUUUUGCCACAUUACAGAAUGAAUGGUCAAUUACGCAAUUGCUGUUAGGUUAAUCAGUGAUGAAAACGGCUGUUAGUUGCGGUCUUACCUUUUCUCGUUCCGUAAUAUUGUACAAAGAGUGUGAAACUGGCCUGUUUACUUCGGAGAAUGUUGAGUUAAUGUGCCUCACGUCAUGUGGCUUCUGAUGGUCAAAAUGCCAGAUAGUUUGAUAACAAACUGGAUAUUUAGUAAUUA
Molecule: messenger RNA, 3125 nt
Organism: Amphiprion ocellaris (clown anemonefish)
Lineage: Eukaryota; Metazoa; Chordata; Actinopteri; Pomacentridae
Gene: apex2
Product: APEX nuclease (apurinic/apyrimidinic endonuclease) 2
Exons: 6
Coding region: 224-1909 (561 amino acids)
Biological process (GO): base-excision repair
Cellular component (GO): nucleus
Molecular function (GO): endonuclease activity; double-stranded DNA 3'-5' DNA exonuclease activity; DNA binding
Source: RefSeq, a predicted model, not a curated record